UCGAUUAUCAGUGCGGUCGGUGCGGGGUUUCGGCCAUCUCUGAGUUGCUUUUCACCUGCCCUCCUAAUAGGAGGCGACGGUCAAUUUUCUCCUGCUCCUUAACAACGCAGUUUCUCUCCUGUCACCGGAUUUAGAACUGAUUUUCUCUUCUAGGAAGUGUCGGCCACUGCCGUUCUGGAAAGGUGGGCGUGCGUGCUGACGCACAAUGGCCUCACACAUGGAUGAUGAAGACCGCGAUAACUACUCAGACGAGGAGACUGACUCGCUGAAUGAUCUCAAAGCAACUUCGCCGACGCCCGAGUUGAAAGCAUGGGAUUUGUUUCGCGUGUUGCCGCCGGCCAAGGAUCUGACCGCGGCCGAGAGCGAAGCCAGGGUAAAUGCCGUUCUCCGCUGGGUAAAAUUGCUCGUCUGCAUCGUCGUCUUUGUCAUCGUGCUCGGCAGCGGAAUCAUUGCCAAAGGAACGAUUUUCUUCAUGGCCACGCAAACAAGCCAAUCGCAACGUCUGGAAGUGUGCAACAGAAAACUCGAUCCGACCGGUCAGAGAAGAUACGAAGUGACAUUGCCUGUCGAGACCCGCAUCGCGUGGACGUGGGUGCUCUUCUUCGCGCUUAUCGUGCCGGACGUGUUGACAUUCCUGCGGUCAGCCCGCAUGUGUGUGUUCAAAAGCUUCAAAAAGCCAUCUUGGCUGGAUUUUGCGACUGUGCUAAUCGCGGAAACACUUCACACGAUUGGAGUAGGCAUUCUCGCCUUUGUCGUUUUCCCCGAGCUCGACGUGGUGAAGGCGGCGAUGCUGACCAACUGCGUCUGCCUCGUGCCCGGAAUCCUGGGUUUGCUGUCGGAGCGCGGAUCCGUGAACAAAACUUUGCUCCGGAUAGCAUUCGAUCUUCUCGCUCUGGCCGCACAGGUGACUGGCCUUGUUGUCUGGCCGCUGGUGGAACACGGUGGAAAUGGAAAUUCACUUUGGUUCAUUCCACUCGGGCUCUUCCUCGUUUCUUUCGGCUGGUGGGAGAACUUUGUUAGCAAACACGCAGCCCUCGGGGUUAUGCGGCACAUCGCGCAGAUCAAGGAGCGAGCAAAGAAGUGGCGCUAUUUCACCUACCUCUUCAUUUCCGUGUGGAAAAUGAUCGUGCUUUUCAUCACUAUGAUUAUUGUGUGGACCGUGCACACCAACGAUGCUAACAAACUUUUCGAUGGCUUCAUAGACGGUUUUACUAACCACGCUAUUAACGCUACUGAGGUAGAAAUGGUGAACAGCACGUCGAGCAUCGUGACCAAGGAGUACGUCAUGAUGGAGGUUUGGUACAAUUCGCCGUUGUGGGUGCUGCUGAUCCAGGCGGCGUCGGCCCAUCUGUGCUACAUCACGGCCAAGUACGCGUGCCGCAUCAUGAUUCAGGGCUUCAGCUUCGCUCUCGCGGUCACCAUCACCGUGCCUAUGACCAUCUCGGUGGCCGUGGUGCUGUGCGGACUCAAGAGCAUCGACGCCUGCUACUUCUACAACGUCAUUCCGGACUACCUGUUCUUCCGCAUGCCGCCCUACGCCGAUCUCGGCGAAUUCCUCUCCAAGCAGCAUGCCUGGAUCUGGCUGGUUUGGUUAGCCUCGCAGGCCUGGUUCACCACCCACAUCUGGUGGCCUAAGUGCGAGAGAUUAGCUUGUACCGAGAAACUGUUUGUUGCGCCGAUGUACAGUGCCCUUCUGAUCGACCAAUCCCUGGCCCUCAACAGACGCAACGACGAUAACGACGAUGAUGUUGCCAAGGACGCAGCGCCUAAAAAAGGUUCCAAAACCCCAUUGGAAGACUACGCGGACAACGUGUCCAUCGCGUCCAACAUGUCGGACAUGCUUGCCAACGGCUCGCCAUCGACUGACCACAUAACUCGCAUUUUCGCCUGCGCUACCAUGUGGCACGAGACCAAAGAGGAAAUGAUGGAGAUGCUCAAGUCGAUCUUCCGCAUGGACGAGGACCAGUCUGCCCGCAGGAUGGCCCAACAGUGGCUGCAGUUCAGCGACCCUGACUACUACGAGUUUGAAACGCACAUUUUCUUUGACGACGCCUUCCUGCCGCAAAAGGAAUACGGUGCGAGUGAAGGCCCGUUGGUCAACUCGUGGGUGAAGACUUUGGUUGCCACGAUCGACGAAGCAGCGAGCCACGUCCACAACACUCACGUGCGCCUUCGCGCCCCCAAAAAAGUGCCUACCCCGUAUGGCGGAAAACUGAUCUGGACUUUACCGGGAAAAACCAAGCUCGUGACGCAUCUCAAGGACAAGAACAAAAUUCGACACAAAAAGCGAUGGAGCCAGGUUAUGUACAUGUACUAUUUGCUUGGGCACCGUUUGCUGGAGAAGCGCAUUCCCGCCGAGCGCAAAGAAGUGAUCGCGGACAACACGUAUUUGCUCGCUUUGGACGGCGACAUCGACUUCCAGCCGAAUUCGGUCCAGCUGCUCGUCGACCUGAUGAAGAAGAACAACAAAUUGGGAGCCGCGUGCGGCCGCAUCCACCCAAUCGGCUCGGGGGCGAUGGUUUGGUACCAGCGGUUCGAGUACGCGGUCGGUCACUGGCUGCAAAAAGCCACCGAGCACGUGAUCGGCUGUGUCCUCUGUUCGCCGGGCUGCUUCUCCUUGUUCAGGGGCAAGGCACUCAUGGACGACAACGUUAUGAGAAAGUAUACAACCCGUUCCGAGGAGGCCAGGCACUACGUCCAGUACGAUCAAGGCGAGGACCGGUGGUUGUGCACUCUGUUGCUGCAGCGCGGCUACAGGGUGGAAUACUCGGCCGCCAGCGAUGCGUACACCCAUUGUCCGGAAGGGUUUAACGAGUUCUACAACCAGCGGCGUCGGUGGGUGCCGUCCACAAUGGCCAACAUCAUGGACCUUCUCGGCGACUACAAGCGCACUGUCCGCGUCAAUAACAACCUCUCUUUCAACUACAUGAUUUACCAGGGAUUCCUGAUGGUUGGAUCAGUCCUGGGGCCAGGAACCAUCUUCCUCAUGCUGGUGGGCGCUUUCGUCGCUGCUUUCAAGAUCGACCAAUGGUCUAGUUUCACCUACAACCUCGUACCAGUCGCGAUCUUCAUGAUAAUUUGUUAUUUCGCCAAGGAAAAGACGCAGUUGACGGCGGCGAUGAUCAUCAGUACAUUGUACGGCAUGGUGAUGAUCGCCGUGUUGGUGGGCAUCAUGAUGCAAAUCUCCGAAGACGGUCCCCUCGCUCCAUCAUCUUUGUUUUUCUUCAUAGUGUCGGGUCAAUUAAUCCUGACAGGCCUGCUGCACCCCCGAGAGAUCGGGUGCCUGCCUUUCGGAGUCAUCUACUACAUAACCGUGCCCAGCAUGUACAUGCUGCUAAUCAUCUACUCGCUUUUCAACCUAAACAAUGUGAGCUGGGGCACGCGCGAGGUGACGGUUCCUCUCAGCCAGCAGAAGCAGCAGGCUCUCGAGGCGGAGGCGAAAAAGUCGCAGAAAAAGGGCGGAGUGGCUGGUUUCCUGGACGGCUUGCGGACAAAAGCCAGCGCCUCCGACCCGGAGGACGGAGCCAUCGAGUUCUCGCUGGCCGGUCUGUUCAAGAUCAUGUGCUGCACCUACCCCAAGAUCGUGGACGAGAAGCAGCAACUGAUGCGCAUCGCCGACUCGCUCGAGGCACUCAACCGGAGGAUGGACUCUAUUGAAAGGUCAAUGGACGGCUCGGCACCCGCACUGGGCAGCAGGCGUCGUUCGUUUAGCCUGCUGCGAACAGCGGGGAGCAACGUGCCCGAAAAUUUGGCUACGUUGGUCGAGGCCAGCGAGGUGGAUGAGCAAAUGAGUGACGACAGCGAGGGCCGUUAUGCUCCAGAGGUUUCGAAAAGCGUCAGAGACGACCUCAUCGAUCCUUUCUGGACGGAGGACGACGAUUUGAAAAACGGAGGCAUCGACUUUUUGACAGACGAGGAGGAGCAGUUCUGGAAGGACUUGAUUGACAAGUACCUGUACCCGUUGGACGAGGACUUGAAACAAAAGGAACAAAUCGCGAUGGAGCUGAAAGUCCUGAGGGACAAGUCGGUGUUCGGCUUUUUCAUGCUCAACGCCAUGUUCGUCAUGAUUCUCUUCCUCAUUCAACUGAACAAAGACCUGCUCCAUCUUAAUUGGCCGCUGGGAGUCAAAAGCAACAUUAGCUUCGAGAUGAAAACUAAGGAGAUUUUUAUUGACAACGAAUACCUGGAGCUGGAACCAAUCGGAAUCGUUUUCCUCCUCUCUUUCGCGGCAUUGCUGUUGAUCCAGUUCUUGGCUAUGCUGUUGCACCGCUUCGGAACACUUUCGCACAUUUUAGCUUCGACUGAAAUGGAGUGGUACUGCACGAAAAAGGUCGACGACAUUACAGAGGAAUCGCUGAUGGUGAAACACGGCGUCGAGUUCGCCAGGGGGCUGCAGCGACUCUCGGGUCUCGGAGAGGAACCCAAGAAGAAGAAGGAUAAGGACGACGAACCUUUCGAGCGCCGCUUCACCAUCAUGGACCUGGAGCGAGAGAGCAGGAAGACGCAGCACGUCGGCUCGCUCGCCAUGACUUUCGAAACGAGGUUCACCUCCAUGGACUUUGGAUCACAAGCUAACCCGAUUAUUCGGCGACUGACCGCGCGGAGAGGAACCAUGGAGGCUUUGGCGCAUCGACGCAGCUCCGUUCUGGCCGAGAGACGCAAGUCGAUGCGAAUGGGCAGCUUCGAAAUGGGCUCCGAGUCCAUUCCGAACGAACGAAAGAGCUUCAACAGGCGGAUCGACUCGGUCGUCAGUUGGAGGGACACCGACGCGUAAUUUAUUUCCAAGCUGCGACGGCAUCAGCCGCACUACUUAUUUAUUCUGUAUUGAUCGACACGCUCAAUGAUGCUAAGGGAAAAAUGUGAUAUUUAAUCAACUGGCUGGCAGUUGAAAACAAGGAAAAUUGUUUGAAAUUUAAACAAACUCAAAAACUGUGUUAUGUGUCAAAUAAUUAAAUAAUCACGAGUUUUUUCUGUUUAUCUAGGAAUCUUAAUCACGCUAUAGCUGUAUUAUUUAUUUGAAUUAAAUAAAUUUGAAUAAUUUGAUUAAUAUAAAA
Cloeon dipterum is the source of this 5054-nucleotide messenger RNA. Its product is annotated as chitin synthase chs-2-like. The coding region runs from base 206 to 4774 and encodes 1522 amino acids. The transcript has 22 exons. NCBI's taxonomy places the organism in Eukaryota, Metazoa, Arthropoda, Insecta, Ephemeroptera, Baetidae. Gene Ontology annotation, cellular component: cell periphery; cell septum. Gene Ontology annotation, molecular function: chitin synthase activity. The record is from RefSeq and is a predicted model, not a curated record.